This is a messenger RNA of Saccharomycodes ludwigii, 1365 nucleotides long. RefSeq lists its product as uncharacterized. The transcript has a single exon. The coding region runs from base 1 to 1365 and encodes 454 amino acids. NCBI's taxonomy places the organism in Eukaryota, Fungi, Ascomycota, Saccharomycetes, Saccharomycodales, Saccharomycodaceae. The record is from RefSeq and is a predicted model, not a curated record.
AUGAACGAUGAAGUUCAAGAUGUACAUAUUAAUACAGAAAAAAUAACUCUCAAAGAUAAAAACUUAAACACCUCCGCUGAUUUUUUUUCCAUUAAAAAAAAUAAUUUUAAAAGUUUUUUUAAUCGGCUCCAUUAUGGCUGCAUAGCGGAUACUAAAAAGGACAAGCAGAGAAUACCAAUAGUUACUAGAACAAAGCUAACUAAUGUUUUUGGACUUUUGCUCCACAGUUUACUAGAAAAUAAUAACACCGAUAUUGAUAAAUUUAAACACCAUAUUAGUCUAAGAUUUUUAAAUGAAACUACUUUUAACAAAAAUGUUGAGCAGCAAAUACUUUAUUAUGAGAGCACUAAGAAUCAUUCUAACAGAAAUAAAUAUGAAGUUCAAGUAAACACCGUUAUAAUCUCAAGUCCAUCAAAAAUUUAUAGAAUAAAAUCAAAUAUAAAACUUCCUCUCGUAAACAAUAACAAUAUUAAAGUCUAUUAUUUAGAAUACAAAAUACAUCCCCAUUUUCUAAAAAGUUGCAAAAUAUACGAAAAGUACGUGAUUUUGUCAGAUAAGGGAAAUGCUUAUGGAGAUAAUAUGUUGGUUAACAUCAAGUCUGAUUUUAAACCAGCAAUCAAGCCUAAUAUCAACAAUAUUGCCCAAUUCGAUAAGAUUAUUAUUAGAAAAAAUUCUGCUAAACCUAGGAAUUAUUUCAAUAUCAAAGACCAAGUAAAUAAUAAAAAAAUUCAAAAAACAGAGGAAUUAAUUAAAUAUAUGUAUCUAGAAAAACUUAUUUUAAGUGGCGACUUAAUCCAGAGUCGAUAUAAUAUGAAUAUUGUUAAAUCGCCAAAUAUUGAAUUGAAAACAUUAACAAAUGAUAAAAACGGUUCGAAAAGUACCGUCAGAAAAAAAAAAUUUAAUGUCGAUUGUGAAGAUAUUUAUAAGCAGACAAAGGUCUCAAAUAAGGAGAAUUAUAACGACACAAGUUUGUUAGUAGACAUAAAUAAAUUAUCCUUACAUGAAUUAUUUUGUUAUGAUGAAGCUGGGUUUAAAACGCUUAUGCCACUUAAUUCAACCUUGCAAAAAUAUGAAUUAUUGUAUAGAAAAAAUCAAAUAUUAUUGAAAGAAAUAAGCAAAACGCUGGAAAAAGUACAAACUUUGAGCAAAAUUUUGAGUAAAUACGAUGAUGGCUGUCACUUAAGAACCACUAUUAAUAAUAUUUUUAAUCAAAGUGAUAAGGAUAAAACAAUAUUUUAUAAAGCUUUGAAUGAAAAUUUAGAUAUGCAACUAUAUUUAAAAUGGUGGAAUAGUUUGAGUACAUUACAGAAACUAAGAUUAAACGCUAGGAAAAAAAGAAUGGAUCUUAAACAAUCUUUAUUUUGA